AUGCCGAGACCCAAGACCUUCCUUAAGGAAUCCAAGUCCAAGAAGAAGAGCGCUGCGAAGCAGCUGCCCGUGACGGCCGAUGACUAUCUCGCAGUGGGCGUCGAGUUAGAAGAGGCCGGGGAGAAAUGGCGAGCCGGCGACGCCGCCAAGUCCAUGCGCUUCUUUAUGAAGGCCAUUGCCAACUACGACGAAGGGCUGCAGAAGCACCCGGGUGCGUUUGACCUAGCCUACAACAAAGCCCGGGUCCAAUACGAAAUCACACAGCACCCCAAGCUAGCGGCGCAACUGUCCGCGCCGCAGGCCGAGCUCCUGCAGGUGGCGCUGCAGUCGCACCGGGACGCGCUUCACCUGGAGCAGGACAAUGCCGACGCGCUGUUCAACAGCGGCCAGGUGCUGAACAGUCUAGCCGAAGUGAUGACGGACUCCAAGCACCCCGAUGGGGAGCAGCUAGUGCAGGCCAGCACGUACCUGCAGGAGGCGGUCGAGCUGUUCCAGCGAUGUUUAGCGCUGCAGGAGAUGAAGUAUACCGAGAUGGAGGAGCAGAUUAUGCAGAUGGAGUCGGGGGAGAUGGAAGCUCCGGCUCCCGAGCCGGCCCAGCCAGCCGAGCCGCAGCCACCGCUGCAGCCAGCCGAGAGCGGGUCCGGCGAGGAGGCGCAGGAGCAGUGGGCUGCGAUCAUUGAGCCGGUCACGAAGAACACGCUGGUCGACUCAGUGGUGGCGCAGCUGGAUACGCUGACUGCGCUGUGCAAUAUACUGACGUUCAACCCCGGCGCCGGCGGCGUGGGCUGGGUGCAAGAGUACUCUGCGGAGCUGAUCGAAACCCGGCUCCCAGCGUAUGUCGAAGGAUCCGACCGGCAGUAUGAGGCGGGCCUCGCGCAGGCCAAGUUCAUCUGUGCGCUGCACGAUGUCCUGUACCGGGGUGGCCACACGGACGUGCAGACCUACCAGCAGGAGGUCGGACGGGCGUUCGGGCCCGAGCUGGAUGUGUCGAGUGACCCAGAAGGACUGUGCAGCAAAGCCGAGGCACUGACCUCGCUGAACGGGGCCCUUGCAGACGUGCCUCCGGCCGAGGACCCCGAAACCUUCAAGCUCUGUUGCGCUGUGCGAUGGCAAUCGCUGUCGAGCGCGUUGGACGCAUUAGCCGCCGCGUCGAAGCUGCCGAGCGCCGACAACUUGCCUAAGAUCCACCUCGCACGCGGAGAUGCGGAGAUGCAGCGAUGGCGACUGGGCCGUGCGCCCUGGAACCAUGCCGUGGCUCAGGAGCAUGGCCCCAUGCUCCUGCGUAACGCACAAACGUACUACCGCGGCGCAGCGGCCCUGGCUCGCCGGGACGGAGAGGCGGAGGCUGCGCGCGACGGGUCGAUCAAAGAGGCCAUUGCCGCUGCGGUGGAGGGCCAGAAGACCAAGCUGGAUCAGAUCAAGGCGACCUCGCUCGAGCAGGUGAUCGCGGUGGCUCAAGACAUGGUGGAGGACGGAAUGGUAGAAGGCACAGAGAUGAGCGCCCUGAUCUCAUGA
This is a messenger RNA of Penicillium canariense, 1515 nucleotides long. RefSeq lists its product as uncharacterized. The record is from RefSeq and is a predicted model, not a curated record. Gene Ontology annotation, molecular function: protein binding. The transcript has 4 exons. Lineage: Eukaryota; Fungi; Ascomycota; Eurotiomycetes; Eurotiales; Aspergillaceae. The coding region runs from base 1 to 1515 and encodes 504 amino acids.